Molecule: messenger RNA, 1662 nt
Organism: Durio zibethinus
Lineage: Eukaryota; Viridiplantae; Streptophyta; Magnoliopsida; Malvales; Malvaceae
Source: RefSeq, a predicted model, not a curated record
UAUGUUUGUUUUGGAUCCCAAAUAUCCCCAACAACCACGAAAAGUCGUGGCCAGUAGAUUCAUAGUUGCGGUGAUAUCUCAACCUCCAUACAAGUUGGCAUGCCUUACUUCUCACUUUAGCUACAUCUUCUAUUCUAAGCUCCUUCCUAGUCUUUUUCUAUUUCCCUACAUCUACUCCUCCAUUUUUGUUUCUCAUGUUACAUUCCUUUACUGUGUUACUGUUAUGUAAGACCAUUUCCACCCCCAAUUCCUUUAUAAUUGCUCCAUCUCACCAACCUCCUUUUCUCUCUCAUAUUCACUCGUCACCUCUUUCUCCAAUUUAGAUUUACAUGGCUUCACUAUAUUCUUUGUGUUGUGUCUCGUUUUUAGCACUAGCAAUAGUUGCAUUAUAUGUUUCACCUGCAGUUUCCACGUCGAGGCGAGCAUUAAAGCAACGGAAUAAGCUCCAAAAUGGGUUCAAGGUCACGCUCAAGCAUGUUGAUUCAGGCAAGAAUUUAACCAAAUGGGAGCGGAUCCAGCGAGGGAUACAGCGCGGGCAUCACAGGCUGCAGAGGUUGAAUGCUAUCGUUUUGGCAGCAAGUACCAAUUCAGCAGAAGUUCAAGCGCCUGUUGUUGCAGGGAAUGGCGAGUUUCUAAUGGAGUUAUCCAUUGGGACGCCACCAGAGAGUUACUCUGCAAUCGUGGACACGGGAAGUGAUUUGAUAUGGACUCAAUGCAAGCCUUGCAGUCAAUGUUUUACUCAAUCUACUCCGAUCUUCGACCCGAAAAAAUCUUCGACAUUCUCCAAGUUGUCAUGCUCGAGCGACCUAUGCGCAGCACUUCCGCAAUCAACAUGCGAUGAUGGAUGCGAGUAUCUCUAUAGCUACGGUGAUUAUUCCUCCACGCAAGGGGUCAUGGGAACCGAAACAUUCACAUUUGGCAAGGUAUCUGUUCCAAAUAUUGGAUUCGGAUGUGGAGAAGACAACGAGGGAGAUGGAUUUUCACAAGGUGCAGGCCUGGUGGGACUUGGGCGUGGACCCCUAUCUCUAGUCUCGCAGCUGAAAGAACCCAAGUUUUCUUAUUGCCUAACAUCCAUUGAUGAGACCCAAACAAGCACACUUUUGAUGGGGUCUAUAGCAAGUGUGAAUAGCACAAUAGGCGCAAUCAAGACCACCCCAUUGAUACGUAACCCAUCACAGCCAUCUUUUUACUAUCUUUCACUCGAAGGGAUUUCUGUGGGAGGUACUCGCUUACCUGUUAAGAAAUCCACUUUUGCACUCGAAGAUGAUGGCACCGGUGGCUUAAUUAUAGACUCUGGCACAACCAUUACGUAUCUAGAACAAAGUGCUUUUGACGAGGUCAAAAAAGAAUUCAUCUCACAAAUGAAGCUUUCCGUGGACAAUACGGGUUCAACAGGGCUUGAGCUUUGCUUCAGCUUGCCUUCAGGUUCGACACAAGUAAAUGUACCCAAAUUGGUAUUCCAUUUCGAUGGAGCAGAUUUGGAUUUACCAGGGGAAAAUUAUAUGAUUGCUGACUCAACUUCGGGAGUGAUUUGCUUGGCAAUGGGAAGUUCUAGUGGCAUGUCAAUCUUUGGCAACGUUCAACAGCAGAAUAUGUUUGUUCUUUAUAAUCUUAAGAAGGAAACUUUAUCGUUCCUCCAAACACAAUGCCACAAGUUAUGAA